This is a messenger RNA of Impatiens glandulifera, 1644 nucleotides long. Its product is annotated as 3-ketoacyl-CoA synthase 12-like. The record is from RefSeq and is a predicted model, not a curated record. Gene Ontology annotation, molecular function: acyltransferase activity, transferring groups other than amino-acyl groups. Gene Ontology annotation, cellular component: membrane. The transcript has a single exon. Lineage: Eukaryota; Viridiplantae; Streptophyta; Magnoliopsida; Ericales; Balsaminaceae. Gene Ontology annotation, biological process: fatty acid biosynthetic process. The coding region runs from base 112 to 1527 and encodes 471 amino acids.
UUUCCCUCCAAUUGGAAGCCUACAUCUUCUUCUUCAUCAUCAUCAUCUUCCCAAUCUCUGCAAAACCCUAAAACCAUUAACCAACCAGAUCUCUCUCUUUUUCCAUCUCAUAUGGAGAUAAUUCUACUACUACUGUUCUACAUUCUUCCAUUAACAUACAUUCUCUACAACCUCUUCAACUUCAUCAAUCAAAGAAGAAACCGUCACUGUUACAUACUCAAUUAUCAAUGUUUCAAACCCUCCGACAACCAAAUGCUCACCACCAAAUUCUCCGGCGAUAUCGUCAUGCGUAACAAAAACAUCGGCCUAGAAGAGUUCAAAUUCCUACUCAAAGCAAUCGUCAGCUCCGGCAUCGGCGAACAAACCUACGGACCUAAUAUGGUCUUCCACGGCAGAGAAAACUGUCCUACCUCCGAUGAUAUCAUAUCAGAGAUGGACGUCAUGUUCGAUGAUAUCAUCCACAAAUUACUCACCAGAUCCAACGUUUCUCCUUCAGAAAUCGACGUUUUAGUCGUCAAUGUCUCAAUGCUCGCCGCUGUUCCUUCUCUGACCGCUCGUAUUAUCAACCGCUACAAAAUGAGAGAAGAUAUCAAGGUGUAUAAUCUCACCGGUAUGGGAUGCAGUGCGAGCUUGAUUUCGAUUAACAUUAUUGAAACGAUUUUCAAAUCUGAGAAAGAUAAGCUCGCAUUAAUGGUGACAUCUGAAUCUCUAACACCGAAUUGGUACUCCGGUAACGAUCGAUCAAUGAUUCUAGCUAACUGCCUUUUCCGGCUCGGCGGUUGCGCUGUUCUGUUAACGAACAAAUCAUCGUUGAAACAGAAAGCAAUGCUGAAACUGAAAUCGUUAGUCAGAGUUCAUCACGGCGGUAGAGAUGAAUCGUACGGAUGCUGUUUACAGAAGGAAGACGAUAAUGGCAGAAUCGGAUUCUAUCUAGGUCGGAAUCUACCAAAAGCAGCAACGAAAGCAUUCAUCGAGAAUCUGAAACGUAUAAUACCAAACAUCCUUCCAAUCCGUGAACUUCUCCGAUUCUCAAUCGCUUCUUUUGCUUGGAAAUGGAUUUACGGUUACGGAUCUAGAAAACGAGGUUUAGGUUUUCGUCCGAUUGUGAAUCUGAAAACUGGUGUGAAUCAUUUCUGUCUUCAUACAGGUGGUAAAGCGGUUAUUGAUGGAAUUGGAAAGAGUUUGAAUCUGAAUGAGUAUGAUUUAGAGCCUGCGAGGAUGACGUUACAUAGAUUUGGAAAUACAUCUGCGAGUAGUCUCUGGUAUGUUCUUUCUUACAUGGAAGCGAAGAAGAGGUUGAGGAAAAGUGAUAAGGUGUUCAUGAUUGGAUUUGGAGCUGGAUUCAAAUGUAACAGUUGUUUAUGGGAGGUGAUGAGAGAUUUGAAAGAUGAUGAUCGGAGUAAUGUUUGGAAUGAAUCCAUUGAUAUGUAUCCGCCUCGAUCUGUAGAGAAUCCAUUUAUGGAAAUGUAUGGAUGGCUCAACGAAGAAGAUGAAGUUACCUUUGAUCGUAUGAAGGUUAGAGUAUGAAAUUAAUUAUUCAUUCUUUAUUCAUAUGACUAAUAUUUUAUUUGUAACUUUAUGAUAUAAUCAUUUAAAUAAAUUUUUAAUAUUCUAUGUAAUCAUUUGUCACAUUUUAUUAUAUAU